This is a messenger RNA of Insectozyma verbasci, 1410 nucleotides long. NCBI's taxonomy places the organism in Eukaryota, Fungi, Ascomycota, Pichiomycetes, Serinales, Debaryomycetaceae. The record is from the annotation of a GenBank genome assembly.
AUGAGUGAGAAUGGUGAUGAUAAUAGAUUAUUAACUUCAAGACAUGUUUCAUUUAUUAGUUUCGGAGGUAUAGUGGGUACCGGAUUAUUUAUUGGAAUUAAAAACACGUUGAUAACUGGUCCAAUCUUUAGUUUAUUAAGUUAUGGUUAUAUAAGUUUAAUUUGUUAUUAUAUAAUUCAAGCCGUGGGCGAAAUGUCAUGUUUUAUGCCAGUUACUGGUUCAUUAUGUCAAUUUCAGUUUAAAUUCAUAUCAGAUCAAAUAGGUUUCAUGAAUAAUUUUAUAUAUUGGUUAAGUUGGUCAAUUACAUUAGCUUUAGAAUUGUCAUUAAUUUGUUCAGUUUUAGAAUAUUGGUGGGAUUUAAAUACAACGAGCACAAUUUUAAUUAUAUGGAUAUGUCUCGUGAUAUUCAACUUAUUACCAGUUAAUUAUUAUGGUGAGAUAGAAUUUAUUGUAACUAGUUUAAAAGUUCUAUUUAUGGUUUGUUGGAUUUUUAUCGCAAUUUGGUUGGUACCUAAAAAUGGGUUCAAAUAUUGGAAUAAAGAAUUAAUAUUAGGUAAUGCAAAUCCAAUGACUAGUUUAGUUUCUUCAUGUUUCACUUUUCAGUCCAUUGAAUCAGUUGCUUUAUGUUCUGGUGAAAUCCAAGAUAUUCAUAAAAAUUUACCACGAGCUAUAAAAUAUAUUGUUACACGGAUAUUAAUUUUUUACAUGUUGACAUUGUUUUUAUUGACCUUGAUGAUACCUUGUACUGAUCCAAGAUUGAAUAAUGAUGACGUUAUGUCGUCUCCUUUUUUAAUUGGGUUAAUGAACCUCGGUGUUGAUAAUUUCCUAGGAGUUUUUAAUUUUAUAAUCUUAGUGUCUAUGAUCUCAGCUGCUAAUUCAAAUAUUUAUUUUGGCUCAAGAUGUUUGUUAUCAAUUGCGGAGGAAGGAUAUGUGACAAAGAGUAUUAGUAGAAGGAUAAACGGUAUACCUUAUUUGUCAGUUUUGUUGACUUCAUCAAUUGGUUUAAUCUCAUUAUUUUCGAAAUACAAAUCAAUCAAUAUAUUUUUCAAAUUGUUGAUCAACUUAUCAGCUACUUCUGGGUUAUUAAUGUGGUUAUUCAUACUGAUUAGUUAUAUUAGAUUUAGAAAAGCAUUACAAUAUAAUUUAUUAGAUUACAAACAUUUGUCGUAUACUUCAAAUGUAAACAUGAUUUGGUUUAGUUAUUUUUCAAUAAUUAGUAUAAUAUUAAUUAUUUUCAUAAAUGGAUGGUCAAGUAAUGAUAUUGAUUCGUUUUUAAGUUGUUAUUUAACUUCAAUAGUGGUGAUACUAGGCAGUUUUCUACUAAGUAUCAAAUGGAAACAACCAAUAUUAAAACCAAUACAAUCUAUAGAUAUAUAUACAAAUCAAUCUGCGAAUGCAUUUAAUAUAUAA